UUACGUUCUGUGUGACAAGUACGGGUCCUUAAUUUAUAUAUACAUAUUCCGGUAAAUUUAUUUCUUACUAAAUUCAAUAUCUCAUUUUAUGGGUGAUAUAUCAUAUCUUUUUAUUAAUAAAGCUACUAGAAGACAGUAACGAAUGAAAACUUGACUUUUCCAAAUAUUCAAGCAUUCUUCAAUUUAAGGAGAAAGUGGUAUUUUUUUUCUAAAAGAAAAGCAACUAUGAAUGAACGAAACGAAUUAGAGUACGAAAAUGAGCAUGUUCACAGGGUAUAUGACAAAAUAGCUACUCAUUUUUCAGACACUCGUUACAAGCCUUGGCCAGUCGUAGAGCAUUUCCUCAAUUCUUUACCUGUAGGAGCAAUCGGUUUAGACAUUGGAUGUGGAAAUGGAAAGUAUCAAAAAGUGAAUCCGAACAUUUAUUUGAUAGGAAGUGAUCGUUGUGAAAAACUAGUUAGAAUUGCAAGCCAACUAGGACCUAUGAUAGUGGCAGACGGCUUGCAUGUUCCUCAUCCAAGUAAUCGAACUGACUUUGCAUUGAGCAUUGCAGUCAUUCAUCAUUUCAGCAAUGAAGAUCGACGUCUGCAAGCUGUCCAAGAAGUUUUGAGAGUACUUCGUAAGGGAGGAAGAGCAUUAUUUUUUGUUUGGGCUCUUGAACAAAAUAAUUCUCGUCGUGGGUUUUCUGAAAAUGGACCUCAAGACGUCCACGUUCCUUGGGUUUUAAAACGGCAAUACGAACAUCCUAAUGCAAAACCAGAAGAUUUAAAAGGACACCAUCCAAGCGAAAACGUUGCGUACCAGCGAUACUACCAUUUGUUCCGGAAAGGAGAGCUCAGCGAGCUAGUUCAAAAGGCUGGAGGGAAACUUAUAGAGGAUGGUUACGAUCGAGAUAAUUGGUGGGCCAUCGUCGAAAAGCUAUAGUGAUAAAUAUCGGUUGGCAAUUGAAAAUGGAUUUGGUAAUUUCCAAAAAAUAAUAUAGCGUACGCUUACUUGAUAAAAUAGACUAUCCUAGAAAGGAAUGCAAUUUACAUUUAACGGAUUAUUUUGUACUUGCUUUGCUUUCGUGUACUACCGCCUUUAAUGGUAAGCCGAAGUGAGUAGAUCCAUCUGUAGAUGUGAGAG
This is a messenger RNA of Schizosaccharomyces cryophilus OY26, 1125 nucleotides long. RefSeq names its product tRNA methyltransferase Trm9. Gene Ontology annotation, cellular component: nucleus; cytoplasm. The transcript has 2 exons. The coding region runs from base 226 to 924 and encodes 232 amino acids. Gene Ontology annotation, molecular function: tRNA binding; S-adenosylmethionine-dependent methyltransferase activity. The record is from RefSeq and is a predicted model, not a curated record. Lineage: Eukaryota; Fungi; Ascomycota; Schizosaccharomycetes; Schizosaccharomycetales; Schizosaccharomycetaceae. Gene Ontology annotation, biological process: tRNA wobble uridine modification.